CACUCAAUAAAAAACAAAACACACCACCUAUUUUUUAUUAUUCUGGCCAAUUCCGUUGAAGCACUUUGAAGUUGUACCGAUCAACGCGAUCAACAGGACGCCUCAUUCGCCGUUUGUCUUUUGAUAUGUCUCUAUCAAUGAACAAAAUGUGAAGCCUGAGAAUUUUGUGUUUCAUUUGGUCAUCCAUUUCAACGAAUGAAAUAAAAACCAGUGGAAUUGAAUUAAAGUUUUACACAUCAAUGUGAAGCGUGCACAUGAAGAAAAGAUUUGUACUUUGCUUGAUAAAUAAAUUUCGAAAGCAAUAAAUAUUUCUACGAUCAUGAAUUUUCAGUGGCUGAUUGACCAGUGUCAGCGAGAUCAACGUCGAGUAAUCCAGUUAAUCUGUUCGGAUGAUGUGAAUAAUUAUUACUCGGAUGAUGUAUCAGAUGUAACUGAAUUUCAAGUUAGUUAUAUCAAACCAUCAAGUGUCCAAGUAACAUUAAAAAAUGAUUGUCAAUUAAAAUUUGCCAUAAGUGAAGCAUCGACAUUUAUUCAUGAUUAUACAUAUGAUUGUUUUUAUAAUUCAAAAGAUUCUAUUAAAACAAAAGAAUUUAUAUCUCUUGGUGAUAUAAAAAAAUUAAACAAUCCAUCAAAUAAAAUGACACCUGGACAAAUUAUUGAAACUGAAAAUUUCAUUGUUGUUGUUGUUUUAAAAACAAGCAGAUUUGAAAUUGAUGAAUCAUCUGGUAAAUCAAUAUUUAAACGAGAAAAAUAUAUUUAUACACCACCAUUACGUGAACGUGCUAUAGCUGUUAAUAAAAAUAUUCAUUUAUUUAUUAUUAUCAUGACACCAAGUUCAAUUAUCACAAAUGCCAAUAACAUGCCAGUUGAUUUGAUUCAUCAUUUAAUUAGUCGACAUCGUUUUGCUAUUGCAAUUGGAGAAAAAUUACUUGAAGAGCUGAAAUUUAAUAUAUUUGAAGAAGGAAAAAAAAAUGAUUAUCAUCGUGAAUGUGAAUCAAUAUUUCAAGCAAUAUAUAUUAAUAGAUUGCCCAAUGAUACAUUUUUUACUGAAAAAGUAAUUGAACAUUGUAAAAAUCCAAUUGAUGCUCGUGAUUAUUGUAUAGCUCGAAAACACAUGACACAUGCACAAAAAUUAGCUGAAGAAAAAUUGCAUAAGGAAACUCAUAAUAACAAUGGUGAACUUGAUCAAGAAUUUAUUAAAAAUCAAAGACUUGUAAAGUUGAAUGCAAAAUGGUCACAAAUGUGUAAUGCACAAAAAAACAAGGUCAAAACAAUAACACAUAAGUGUGUUGUUCAAAUACCAUAUGUUAAUUUGAGACCAUUAAAUCAAGAUGAAAUAAAUAACAAUAGUAUUGAUUUUACUGACUGGACAGUUGGUAAAAGUGAUAAUCCAACUCACUGGUUAAUUAAAGAAUCAAUUAAUUGUGUUAAAUCAUCAUCUAAUUCAACAGUAAUAAAUUCAGCUGAUGAACAUAAUGAUGAUGUUGAAAUACAACUUGCGAAACACAACAUGAAGUAUCAUCGAGUUGAGCCAAGUCUGCCAAUGAAUAUAGCUGAACAACUAGCAACAUGGGGUGUUAAUAAAGAAUCGUUUGAAAAUAAUAGUGAAGUUUAUAAAAAUGCAGUACAAGAAAGGUCAACACCAUAUUCUUUAUUGACAAAUACUGAUGAUAUAAAUAAAUGGAUAACAAGUGUUGAUCAUUUUCAAUUAUUACCACAUAAAUAUUUUGAUAAUGAAUAUUCAAGAGAUUCCAUGAUAAAAAAAGCAAUUAAAAUUUCAAGUUUUAAUACAAAUGAUGUUGCAUUUAGUGAGGAUGUACUGGAUAGAUUUAAAUCAUCAAAAAUUGGCAGGUGGUCAAGAAUAAUGUCUGAUGUUGGUGAUCAAUUGUCCAUUGCAUUACAUCAACGUGCCAAGAAAAAUGAAUGGUUAUUAAAAAAAUUGAGAUAUUUUAACAUGUAUUUAUUGAUAAAACCAACUGAUCAAUCAGAAAAUUUGUACUACACUCUAUUUUGGAAAAAUAGUGAAGAGAUUUAUUCAAGAGGUAAAGAUUCUGAUGAUUGUUUUGUCACUAAAAAUAUUCAUACUGAUGGAUUUAUAUCAUGGGUUGAUUUAUCAUCACAAAAUACAUCUAAACUUGUUAACUUGGUUGAAUUUGAGUCUCAACUUUUGUGUAAUUUUGUAUUUGAAUGUGAAAAUUUUAAUUUAAAUUUCAUGCUAAAAGAAGAUAUAUUUGUUGAUGAAACAAGUGAAAAAAUAUCAAAUGCUAGACAGAGUCUUUUGUUGAGUAUGUUGGUGAUGAAUAAUGAUAAAAUUAAACUAGAUGAAUUAAUGUCUAAUGCAAGAUUUAUUGUGAUGGAAGGAUUUAAAUCACACCCACUUGUUCCUGAUCCAGGUAAAAUGUUGGAUAAAUUUCCAACAGUUUAUAGAAAUAGAUUAGAAAUUUGGGCAGCCAAUAGAAUGCUUGAAACAUCAAGAAAAAUCAUUGAAAAUUUAGGAUAUGUUUGUGAUAACACAUCUAAUGAUGAAGACUCAUUCAAGUGGACUGGUUUAUUUGAUCCAUUUCUUCAUAUUCCAUUGGCAAAUCCUCAUCAGCUAAUCAAUGCAGUCUAUUACAAUUAUUGCAAAAAUAAAGAUGAACUGGCCCAUGUCAGUGGUAGUUCAAAAAUGAUGGCUAAAAUAUUAUCAUAUGAAGAUCGAUUACCAUUGACAAAUGAUUAUCUUGGCUCAUAUUCACCUAAUGAUUUAACGUAUUACACUCAUGAAUUUUCACCACAUCUUGUUAGAGUUAUGUCCAAAGGGCUUGCUGAAAAGUUGGAAAACAAAUUGGGUCUUGAAUGGAAGACAAUUAUCAAAGGUGAAAUAUUUGAUGAUUUAAAUUAUCUAGACUUGGAGACAAUAUCAACUCUAAAAGCCAGUGCUGCUUUUACUGACUCUGGUGAAUCAAGAGGCAAAAGACCAAGAGCCGUUGAAGAAAUAAGAAAAAUUUGGUCUAGAUCAGGUAAAACAGGAUGGCAAGCAAUUCAUUUAUUACUUCCAGCAUUAACAGAAACAUAUAGAACACAAGGAUUACGUAUUGACUUGAUGAGAAAAAAUCAACAUGGUGGUUUACGUGAAGUUUACAUCAUGAGUAUUUCAUCAAGAAUAAUACAAUUAGUCUUGGAACAAAUUUCAAGAUCAUUAUGUAAACAUUUUAAUUCUGAAAUGUUAACUCAUUCAAGUAUGAGAUUAUCAACACCAGCUGAUCAUUCAGAAAAAGCCAAAAAAAUGUCAAAAGGUCAAAAUAAAAAUAUAACAGUAUGUACAAGUGAUGAUGCAUCAAAAUGGAAUCAAGGACAUUUUGUUACAAAAUUUGGCAUAAUGUUAUGUCAAUUAACUGAUCCAAUAUUUCAUCCAUUCAUCAUAAGAGCAUUGGAUUUAUGGACCAAAAAAAAAAUAUAUUUACCAAGAGCAUUGAUAAAUAUGUUUGAAAAUAAUCCAAAUUACAACAGUGUACCUGGUGAUGAAUAUAUCAAUAAAAUUUACAAAUGUUAUAUUGGUUUUUCAUCAGAAAAAUGGAUGCAACCAAAGACCAAUUAUAUUCAAACAAAAAGUGGCAUGAUGCAGGGUAUUUUACAUGUAACAAGUUCAUUAUUUCACACAUUGAUUCAAGAAUAUAUGAAAGAUCAAGUUCAGGUGAUAAUAACAAAAAAAUAUUUCAAUAUUGAUAGAGUUGUAACUGUAAUGCAAUCAUCAGAUGAUAGUGGUAUGAUGGUAAGUCUACCAACUGAUAAUGAUGAAGAUGCAUCAAAUAAAAAACUCUUGAUAACAUCAUUAUUUUAUAUGAAACAUGAACUUGGAAAAAUGAUUGGUAUAUAUCCAUCAGAAAAAUGUACAGUUGGUACAAUAAAUAUAUUUGAAUUUAAUUCAGAAUUUUUUAUUUGGGGUAGUGCUGUUAGACCAACACGUAAAUGGAUUUAUGCUGUAAGUAGUAUUGUUGAAUGUGAUUCAUUAUAUGCAAGACAAAUGGCAAAUUAUAAUUUAAUAAGUGAAAUACUUGAAGGUGGUGGAAGUAGUAUCACUGCUUGGUUUUGUCAAAUAUCACAAGCAAUGAUGUAUUAUCGAAUGUUGGGUUGUAGUAUAAGUCCAUUAUGGUAUGAAUAUGCUGAAAAAAUAUCAAAAAUUUUAGAUCCAACAAUGGGUUUUUAUUAUAUUGAUAAUCCAAGAUAUUGUGGUUUAGCAUCAAUACGUUUUGGUCUUUGGUUAUUGACUAAAAAUAGUCAAAUUUUAUCGAAAAAAUUAAAUCAUAUUAUUCAUGCAUCUGCUGAAAAAAGACAAGAAGCUAAAAAAGAAGGUUUAGCUGAUUUUCAUGAUAUAAUGGGUGUACUUGGUGCUAGUUUUGUCACUGGAACAUCAACAAUUAAUACUGAAAACUUGGAAAAAUUAAAGAAAAUAGUAAACAAUUUAAAUUUAAAUCCAAAAUGGCAAGAACAAGUUGAAAAUCGUCCAGUUGUUUUAUACAGACCAGCAUUAAAUGCCGAUGAGUAUGAUUUAAAAUUAGCUGUAAAAAUGCAUCAACCAGGUAUCAGCACAUCAUUGUCUAGAGAAAAUUGUGUAUCACGUAUGAUUUUUUCUAGUCUUAAUUUUCUCAGUAAUAAUAUUUCAUUACCAAUUGUCAAUGAUGUCAAUGAACAAGAACUAGAUGAAGAAGGAGAAUGUAUUAUUUUUCCUCUUAAACAAGAAUACUUACAGCUUGUUAAUUUGGCAAAUGAAAUUGAUUUAACUGGUACACUAAAUAGCUAUCAAAAUUUAAAAAAGAAAAGAUUUGAUAUUGUUGUAUUUAAAUCACCAAUACCAAAUGAUUAUUCACUGGAAAAAUUAGUUGCUUGGAAAUGGUUUGGCAUGAAAAUACCAUUGUCAAAUAGUUUAGCUGAAAAAUUAUUCAAACAGUAUAAAAAAAAUAUCAGAUGGCUCAAGGAUACACCAAAAGAAACUCUUUUAAAAUCACCAUUUAUCAAUCAAAUCAUGAUGCAAACAUACUUGUCAAGUUCUGAUUUAAAAGAUCGUACAAUACUGAUAAAUACAAGUGUCGUUGGGGCAAGAUCAACUCUGAGUGUUAUAUUAUCACAAAACAUGUGGCCAAAUUGGCGACCAAACUGUUGCAGACCAACUGAAUUAAUUCAUGAUAAUCUACAGCUUCUAUCACAUGGUAUUUACAUGAGCACUUGCAGUGGAAUGGAGAGAAAAAUAAUUAAUAAUACUAUUUUAAAUUUAUUGAAAUAUUCAAAGCCACUUUUACCACCGACUAUUAAAAUAAUUCACAGUCCAAGAUCUGCUUUGUAUUUGAUGCAAAGAUUAGCACAAAGAAUGACAUCUUUACAUGAUAAUGAUUCAAGUAUUAAUAUAACUAAAACAAAUUUAAGAAAUUGGAUACAUGAUUGCUAUUAUUAUGCAAUUGGUUGUUUUGGUUAUUUUGUUGAUAUUAAACAAAAUGCAAAUGAACAAAGUAAUGGUGAAUUUAUAUGGUCUGGUAGAAUGGAUAAAUGUGUUAUUCAAAUACAUGGUGAUAGCUACAGAACAUAUGAUGCUUGUGUUACUAAAAUAAUAGUUAACAGUAGUGAAAAUUUUCACGCUGCUUGGCCAAUAUUUAAGCAGUGGCUAGAAGAUCAUAAAGUUUUAUUAGAUUUACCAAGAAAAUACAAUAUAAUAAAAGGUGACAAAAUAAUUGCCAGAAUAUUGAAUAAUAAAUUAACAGUUGAACGAUUGAAAACUGCAAUUGGAAUUCCAGUUGUAAUGAAUACGUAUACAAAUUUUAUUGAGCUCGAUGAAAAUUGGUUUGAUAUUUCAACAAUAUUUUUUGAAUCUGAUGAGCAUAAAAUAUCCGUUCAGAUAACCAUGAAAGAUAAUAAGUCACAAACAGUGUUGUCUUGUCCAAUUGAAUACUUGGAUAAAUCAAUUAUUUCAUUACCAAUAACUGCUUAUGAUUUCAUGCCAAAUCCUCCAGUAUUAUGGAAAAAUUUUGUAACAUUAAAGUUACUAUCAGCUGAUAAAAUUGAUAAAUUACUUAGAAUUAUUAUUGCCAAUAAUUAUCAAGAAAUAUUGACUUCUGAAAACAAUGAUAUUUUACCAGAUAAAAUAAAGAAAUUAUUUUGGGAUUGUGCUGAAUCAUCAACAUUAGAAAUUGAUAGAUCAAUUGAGACUGACGAAAAGUCGGACGAAGAAUAUUCAAUUGAUUACCUUCUACCUGAUUACUAUGAAAAUAAGAUAAAUAGUUGUGAAACUAAUUUGAUUUUGAGUUGUAAUACUCAAGAUAACAUGCUAAAUGUCGUUGAGGCAACUUCAACAUGGAGUUCUACACACAUCAAUGUAUCAAAUUUAAUGAUUAAAAAAUGGUUGGACCAAUUGGCUAAAAAAUUCUCGUCAACCAAAAUGACCAAUGAAACUUAUUGGCCAGAUCAUUAAUUAACAUUUUUAUUGUUAGUUAACUUCAAACCGUUUGAACAUGUUGUAACUGGAGGCUUUAACUCUUGAUAAAAUAAUAUUAUC
Messenger RNA from Aphidius gifuensis, 6523 nucleotides. RefSeq lists its product as uncharacterized. The coding region runs from base 320 to 6439 and encodes 2039 amino acids. Lineage: Eukaryota; Metazoa; Arthropoda; Insecta; Hymenoptera; Braconidae. The record is from RefSeq and is a predicted model, not a curated record. The transcript has 4 exons. Gene Ontology annotation, molecular function: RNA-directed RNA polymerase activity. Gene Ontology annotation, biological process: viral RNA genome replication; DNA-templated transcription.